This is a messenger RNA of Microthlaspi erraticum, 1155 nucleotides long. The record is from the annotation of a GenBank genome assembly. Lineage: Eukaryota; Viridiplantae; Streptophyta; Magnoliopsida; Brassicales; Brassicaceae.
AUGGAUGUGAAUGGUACAGUGAAAGAUGUAUUCGACAGAGUAGCAAAGAAACAAAAGCAGUAUCACUCAGUUUCCCAAUUUGUAACCGACAGAGUCUGUGAAGAAAUCACAGUGACAUUGAUUCAGAUCCUACUAAACAACGAUGGAGCAGAGCCCGGAUCGAUGUUCACCGAUCUGAGGCACAAGCUUGAGUCUCUUUUACGGAUCAUCCAGCUUCAAGGAACAGAAAAGGAGAUGAACACGAGUCUCACCAAGUUCGAGAAACUCCUCGAGAAAUCUUACCAUCCUGACAUAUCACGAGCUUGCAGAAGCAUUGACUUCGAUAUCAACGCAAUCAACAAGAUGAUUGUUCAUUACCUUUACCGACAAGGCAUGUUCGAAAUUGGAGAUUGUCUGGUUAAAGAAGCUGAAGUAGAAUUAGAGAGAGAGGUAAGAUCUCAGUAUCUAGAACUCCACCGAUUAAACGAGUCAAUGAAACACAAAGACAUCGAGCCUUGGAUGAGAUGGCUUUCAGCGAACAGCGAGAAGCUGAAGCAAAACGGACCAAAGCUUGAGAUGAGACUCUUGAGCUUGAAGUUCUGUGAGCUGAGGAGAGAAGGAAAGUUAUCUGAAGCUUUGGCGUAUGCAAAAACACAUUUCCGAGAAUAUGGUUCACAACAGAUGGUGGUGGUGAGUAGGCUUGUUACUUCUCUGUUAUGGGCUGAUGAAAAUCUUGAGAAAAGUCCUUACAAAGAGUUGUUUUCUUCAAUCGACUGGGACACGAUAACCGAGGAGAUGACAAAGGAGUACUACAGUCUCCUUGAUCAGCCAUGUAAGUCUCCUUUGGCAGUCGCGUUGUCCGCGGGUUUCAAGAGCUUGCCGACGCUUUUGAAGCUGGUUCGUGUGAUGGGUUUGAAGAGAGAAGAGUGGGAAGCGAUGAAACAGAUUCCGGUUGCUGUGGAGUUGGGUGAUGAGUUUCAGUUUCACUCGAUUUUUGUUUGUCCGGUGAAUAGAGAUGUGAGCAGUGAAGAGAACCCGCCUAUGAUGAUGCCUUGUCGUCAUGUUAUUUGCAAGGAAUCGAUCAUGAGACUCAGCAAGAAUGCUUCUCGCAGAUUCAAGUGUCCUUAUUGUCCCGCGCAGACCUCAGCUGCGUUAUGCAGACAGUUGUACUUUUGA